This is a messenger RNA of Hansenula ciferrii, 588 nucleotides long. RefSeq lists its product as uncharacterized. The record is from RefSeq and is a predicted model, not a curated record. NCBI's taxonomy places the organism in Eukaryota, Fungi, Ascomycota, Saccharomycetes, Phaffomycetales, Wickerhamomycetaceae. Bases 1 to 588 code for a protein of 195 amino acids. The transcript has a single exon.
AUGUUGUACCAUAUGGAUGGACAAGAUGAAUUCAAUAUCUCAGAAAGGCUAGAAAUGAGAGGUUUUGGUCAUUUCAGCUGGGGAGGAAACUCUAAUAUUUUUCCACAAACAGGAUAUCAUUUUGAGUUAAUGCCAUUAAUCAGAUUAAUCAAAUUUAUUAAGUCGAAGAAAAGAUCAAAACUUGACCACAUUAAAUCUAAACAAGAACUUGAUGAUAUGAAUUUAUUACUUACUGCAGAAGAAAUCAAAGGAUUAGGUGAAAAUUCAGAUCUUUUGUUUGCUAAUCUUAAUGUCGAACCAUUUAAAUCGAGACAUUUUGAUCUAUACCGCAAUCAGUCUUACAAAGCUCGUUGUGCUUUAUUAUCGGGUAGGAAAUUUUGUCAUGGAAAAGAUAUUAUUGAAAAUUUGAUUAAUUUUUUCACAAAUAUAAGUAUAUCAAACAAAAAUUCAUCAAAUAGCUCAAUAAUGUUUUUAAGUAUCAAUAAUAGAAAAAUGAAAGAACUUCCUCUUUUCCGGUCUGACCCUGAAAAGCUAAUGACAAAAUUAAAUAUUGUGGUUUUGAAGAGUGCAAGUGAGAAGAAUAAUUAG